AAAGAUCAGAACAAAUGCCACGGCACUCGCCCUGCCAGCGUAGAGCAGCUCAAGACGAGACUACUGACUUCUCUCGUAGUCAUCGUCAUCGCGCAAUCCCAAUCCCAUUCCUUUCCUUGGACGCAUCCAUCUACCCUCUCCAAGAAGAAUACUUCCAUCCAUCGACUUCUCGUUUACUCAAUCCAUAAUCAAUCAAUCAAUCGGAAUGACCGGCUGGUGAUCUUCUUCAGCAGGUGCAAUUUCCUGGUUAUUAAGGUUGUGGGUGGGGGUGUGACUGAACAUGACGGAGAGGUGCAGCAAUGCGAGCGCAAGCGCAAGCUCUAGUUCCAGUCUGAACAGCAGCUUCAGGGAUACUGAGGAUGACCAUACCAUCGCCAGCAUCUUGGCCGAGGAACAGCAGACCUCUAAGCUCGAUGGGAGGCUCGGGAGAAGGCUCUCUCAUUUGGAUUCUAUCCCUCACACGCCCCGGGUUAUUACAGAGAUUCCUGAUGUGAAUGAAGCUACGUUGGACCAUGAGCGACUUUCUGAAAGGUUGGCCACAUAUGACUUAGAAGAACUACAAAUGGAGGGUGAUGGAAAUUGUCAGUUUCGAGCCUUAGCUGAUCAGUUAUUCCGCAACCCAGAGUAUCACAAAGCUGUGAGAAAGCAAGUUGUGAAGCAGUUGAAGCACCAUAGAAAGUUAUAUGAAGGAUAUGUCCCAAUGAAGUACAGAAGCUACGUGAAGAAAAUGAAAAAAUCAGGAGAAUGGGGCGAUCAUGUGACUCUGCAAGCAGCUGCAGAUCAUUUCGGAGCCAAAAUUUGUUUGGUCACCUCUUUUAGAGACAGUGGUUACAUCGAGAUUACUCCAAACGGCAUGAUUCCUACUAGACAGCUGUGGCUGAGCUUUUGGAGUGAAGUCCAUUACAACUCACUCUAUGAAAGAGGAGACAUUUCCCUUUGUUUGCAGAUGUUCCGAUGAGAAAACCCAGAAAAAAGCACUGGCUAUUAUUCUAGAGACAGCUGGAGUCUGAUGCCAGCUCAAACUGUCGGGGCCUGUUAUUUGUUUGUUCGUCUGGAACUUCGGAUUAUACAUAGUUUUAGAUUUCAUACUCUCUACAUAUACAUGUAAACCUUAAUAGUUAAUGCAGCAAAUAUGGAUUUGUGAAUAAUUUACGCCGAGUUCUAGUAAAUAUAGAUUAUCUGAGUUCUGAUACAUAUCGGGACAAAUUCAAUCUCAAUUAGUGCCUCGAGGUUUGAACAGAUAAAGUUAUAGCAGAUUUGCUACGCAUAUGCAGUGGGAGUGUGAUGCAUGCACAAGUAUGUACGCAUCUGGACAUUGCGUACAUAGUUGCCAUGUUUAGUAGGUAUUCAAGUAAUUUCGGUGUGGAUCAUUGAAAUGUAGCCAAACAAGUUUUAUGGUAUUUACAGAAGACAGAGCACUUAUUGAUCA
Messenger RNA from Punica granatum (pomegranate), 1429 nucleotides. Lineage: Eukaryota; Viridiplantae; Streptophyta; Magnoliopsida; Myrtales; Lythraceae. The record is from RefSeq and is a predicted model, not a curated record.